AUGGUGGAGAGCACAAAACGAGAGGGGAAAAGACAACCCAAGGCAGCCAGCAACGUGCCAGACCCCCUGGGGAACACAAUGUUCUUCCUGCGCCGCGGCCUGGCCCCGGCCCCGGCCCGCGCAGGGCCCCGGGGGGACAGAGCCCGGCCCGGCCUGGACCCCCCCGCUGGAACCGGCCCGGGGGAACAGGGCCUGGCCCGGACCCCCCCGCUGGAACCGGCCCAGGGGAACAGGGCCUGGACCGGACCCCCCCCGCUGGAACCGGCCCGGGGGGACAGGGCCCGGACCGGACCCCCCCGCUGGAACCGGCCCGGGGGAACAGGGCCCGGCCCGGACCCCCCCCGCUGGAACCGGCCCGGGGGGACAGGGCCCGGACCGGAUCGGAUCCCCCCCGCUGGAACCGGCCCGGGGGGACAGGGCCUGGCCCGGACCCCCCCCGCUGGAACCGGCCCGGGGGGACAGGGCCCGGACCGGAUCGGAUCCCCCCCGCUGGAACCGGCCCGGGGGGACAGGGCCUGGCCCGGACCCCCCCGCUGGAACCGGCCCGGGGGAACAGGGCCCGGCCCGGACCCCCCCCGCUGGAACCGGCCCGGGGGAACAGGGCCCGGACCGGCCCGGACCCCCCCCGCUGGAACCGGCCCGGGGGAACAGGGCCCGGACCGGCCCGGACCCCCCCCGGCUGGAACCGGCCCGGGGGAACAGGGCCUGGACCGGCCCGGACCCCCCCGGCUGGAACCGGCCCGGGGGAACAGGGCCUGGACCGGCCCGGACCCCCCCGCUGGAACCGGCCCGGGGGGACAGGGCCCGGCCCGGACCCCCCCGCUGGAACCGGCCCGGGGGGACAGGGCCUGGCCCGGAUCGGAUCCCCCCCGCUGGAACCGGCCCGGGGGCGGCAGGGCCCGGCCCGGACCCCCCCGCUGGAACCGGCCCGGGGGCGGCAGGGCCCGGCCCGGACCCCCCCGCUGGAACCGGCCCGGGGGAACAGGGCCCGGCCCGGACCCCCCCGCUGGAACCGGCCCGGGGGGACAGGGCCCGGCCCGGACCCCCCCGGCUGGAACCGGCCCGGGGGGACAGGGCCCGGCCCGGACCCCCCCGCUGGAACCGGCCCGGGGGGACAGGGCCUGGCCCGGAUCGGAUCCCCCCCGCUGGAACCGGCCCGGGGGCGGCAGGGCCCGGACCGGACCCCCCCGCUGGAACCGGCCCGGGGGCGGCAGGGCCCGGCCCGGACCCCCCCGCUGGAACCGGCCCGGGGGAACAGGGCCCGGCCCGGACCCCCCCCGCUGGAACCGGCCCGGGGGAACAGGGCCCGGCCCGGACCCCCCCGCUGGAACCGGCCCGGGGGAACAGGGCCCGGCCCGGACCCCCCCGCUGGAACCGGCCCGGGGGCGGCCGCAGCCCCUGGCACCCCCCGAGCCUAACACAGCCCUGGUCGCCCCCGGGGCCGGCGGCUGCCCCCAGCCCGGGUCCCCAUCCCGCCCUGCCGCAGCCCCACCGUGGGACCCCAACCCUCCCCCGUCCCCCCUGGGGAACAUCAACCCCGUCCCGAGGUCCCCACCGGCUGCACGGACACCAGCCGCAGCUCAGGGCCCUGUCACCGGCCCCGCCGUGGAGCCUCAGCCCCGGGCCAGCUCCUGA
Messenger RNA from Dryobates pubescens (Downy woodpecker), 1635 nucleotides. RefSeq names its product basic proline-rich protein-like. The transcript is spliced from 2 exons. The coding region runs from base 1 to 1635 and encodes 544 amino acids. The record is from RefSeq and is a predicted model, not a curated record. NCBI's taxonomy places the organism in Eukaryota, Metazoa, Chordata, Aves, Piciformes, Picidae.